AUGGGCAAGAUCAAGAAGAAGGGAGAAAGCGGAGCCGUCAGCAACUUCAUCACCCGCACGGCUGCCGUGAGGAAGCUGCAGGUGUCUCUGGCAACAUUCAGACGGCUUUGUAUAUUGAAGGGAAUCUAUCCCCGUGAGCCCAAGAACAAGAAGAAGGUCGGCAAGGGCUCGACGGCGCCGAGAACGUACUAUUACCGCAAGGAUAUCCAGUAUCUCUUGCACGAGCCUAUCCUAUACAAGCUGCGUGAGCAGAAAACCUUUGCCAAGAAGCUCACCAAGCUCAUUUCGAAGAAGGAAUGGUCGUCCGUCGACCGUCUGCGUGAGCAAAAGCCCAACUACACAGUCAACCAUCUCAUCAAGGAGCGCUACCCGUCCUUUGUGGAUGCCAUUCGAGAUCUAGACGAUGCGCUGUCAAUGGUGUUUUUGUUCUCGACGCUGCCUGCCGGCGACAAGGUCCAAGCGCAUCAUGUUCAAAAGUGCCAGCGCUUGGCGGCUGAGUUCCAAAACUGGGUGGUGACCAGCCGUGCGCUGAAGCGGGUGUUCCUGUCCAUCAAGGGAAUCUAUUACGAGGUCGAGAUCAAAGGCCAGCCGGUCCUCUGGAUUACGCCAUACCAGUUCUCGCAAAACAUUCCCACCGACGUGGACUUCAGGGUCAUGCAGACGUUCCUGGAGCUCUACGAGACGCUCCUCGGCUUUGUCAACUUCAAGCUGUAUUCCGAGCUCAAUCUGAUCUAUCCGCCAAAGCUGGAUGACAGCUUGGAGUCUGGCGCCGUUGGUCUCAGCUCGCUGAUCCUGCAGAGCGCACAGGGUCGCGAGGUCCUGGACGCCCUUGAGAAGAAGCAGAACCAGGCCGAGCCCGAGGUUCGACCUACCCAUCAACAAAAAGCCAAAACCGGCAAGCGACUGGAGAGUCUGAAUGCAAAGAUCAGCCAGAUUCAGUCCACCGACGAUAACGACAGCAAUGGCAACGACGACGGAGCCGCUGGGCCCGAGGAGGACGAGAACACCCUCGGUGACAGCGUUCCUCAGCCCAUUGCCAGCGCCCAGGCCGACGCGGAUAUUUUGCCCUCGAUCUCUGAUAUCAAGCACGAGCUCGCCAGCGCCGAUGCAAUGCAGAAGCUAUUCUCCGGAUGCAUCUUUUGGCUGUCUCGCGAAGUGCCCCGGUACUCGCUCGAGUUUGUGAUCCGGGCAUGUGGUGGCCAAGUUGGCUGGGAUGCAACAUCGGGAGCGGGAUCGCCGUUCCGCGAAGAUGACCCGCGCAUCACCCACCACAUCAUCGACCGCCCCCUGACCGACAGCUCCAGCAAGAUCGAUACUCGCGAGUAUCUCCAGCCUCAGUGGAUCUACGACUGCGUCAAUGCCAAGUUCCUGGUCAAGACGCGCGGGUACCACCCUGGCGAGGUUUUGCCCCCGCACAUGUCGCCCUUUGCUGUCCUCCGAGAUGGCGAUUAUGUUCCUCCGGAGGCUCAGGCCAAUGAACAGGAAGCCGAGGGAGCCGAGAAGGGCGAAGAUGAAGAUGCAGAAGGUGUCGAUGACGAGGAUGACGAAGAUGAUGAAGACGAUGUUGAGGAAGAGAACGAUGGCGAUGAGGACGAAGAGGCGAUUCACAAGGCAGAGCUCGAAGCCGAAGCUGCCGGUGUGUCCUUCUCAGAGUAUGUCCAACAAAAGGGUCUCACCGGCGCGGGCAAAGCCAAUGCCGGAAGCAAGAAACGCAAGUCUACUCAGGAAGACGAAGAAAAGGAGCUUGCCAAGAUGAUGAUGUCGAAGCGUGACAAGCACCUCUACAGCAAGAUCCAGUAUGGCAAGAAGCGCCGCGAGGUGGAGGCCGAGAAGCUGCGUGCUCGCCGCCAGCAGAUCGACAAGGAGGCCAAGCAGAAGCAGCAACAGCAGAAGAAAGCCAAGAAACCAACGCCAAAGAAGUAA
This is a messenger RNA of Polychytrium aggregatum, 1923 nucleotides long. Its product is annotated as Pescadillo N-terminus-domain-containing protein. Gene Ontology annotation, biological process: ribosome biogenesis; maturation of LSU-rRNA from tricistronic rRNA transcript (SSU-rRNA, 5.8S rRNA, LSU-rRNA). Gene Ontology annotation, molecular function: RNA binding. The record is from RefSeq and is a predicted model, not a curated record. The transcript is spliced from 6 exons. The coding region runs from base 1 to 1923 and encodes 640 amino acids. Lineage: Eukaryota; Fungi; Chytridiomycota; Chytridiomycetes; Polychytriales. Gene Ontology annotation, cellular component: PeBoW complex; nucleolus.